Molecule: messenger RNA, 2208 nt
Organism: Trypanosoma rangeli
Lineage: Eukaryota; Euglenozoa; Kinetoplastea; Trypanosomatida; Trypanosomatidae
Exons: 1
Coding region: 1-2208 (735 amino acids)
Source: RefSeq, a predicted model, not a curated record
AUGCUGCAGCGGUGCAGACCCAAAAAAGGGGCGAAUGCUGCGGCGCGGGAGGAGCGGCUGCUUCUUGGGAGGAAUGGCAUGACGGCGGACACCAGUGAGGAGAUCACUCGAACAGACUCCCCAGCUAAGCGGUCGCCGGCGCACCGUGGCGAGAUGUACGGGUGGGGCCCGCAGUCACACGGCGAGGAGCGGCCACGACAAACGGCGGGAGUUGGUUUGCCGGCGUUCCACUCGCGAGAGCCCAUGACGAAGACGCCCGUUUUGGAUGGUCCCAAUCCGAAUUCAUCUCUGACGUCUUCAUCCUCCGCGAAGUCGUGCACCACCAGUGACUUUCGCCUCGUUGAGCAGGAGCUGAAGGAGCUUCUGAGUGGGUGCCACCGCCUCUUCAACUCCGCUUGUGACCACAACGAGUCGAAGGAGGAAACCACCGUAGGACCGGUCACAGCCGAGCCGACGGCAUCGCGUUUGUCUUCUCCGAAGCCAGGCAUUCUCGCUACCUCUCCCUUAGCCGAGGUCGCUCCAAAGGUGGGCAGUGGUGGCAUUGCGAAGCCAAACGGCGAUGGUGGGGAGGCUCAAGACGUCCACCAUGUCCUCCACUCCGCCACGUCGCCGCCUAUUUCUAGCGUGCGUGGGGAUCGCUCAACGGAUAGCACCCCUACCCCGUGCCUUCAGCUACAGCAGGAAACUAUUUCUACGAGAAGCGUUCUUGAGGAAAGUGAAAAUGCGGUCUGCAUUGGAACAUCAUACGACAGUAACCCCUCCACACGUGUGGAAAGCCCUGUUGAUCUCUUUGCUGAUGCGCUGACGGAGGAUCAACUCAGUCGCUCACUUGAGAUGCAGCUGCAGCGCGAGCAACUGAUGCAGAUGCUUCAGCUGCAUCUUGAACCCAGUGUCGUGCUACAUCAGACGAUAUCAAGUAACCUAAACACAACGAUGCCGUUGAUUUCCAUUCCGACCGUAGAUGACGGCAUUGGACAUCCCGCUGUGCAGCGUGGGGCAAAUUAUCCAUCGCCGUCCUUUAUAAACCGCGAUAGCGGUGGCUUUGACGACAUCCGAGACAUGGUGAAGGCCUGUCACAGGUUGUAUGACAGCCGUGUCUACACGGCGUACCGCUACGAGGAAUGCGCUGUCCCCCACAGCAGACCAAUGACGGCGGAUGUCAAAGGAAGCAAAGCGAGCACAGAUAAAGUUGAGCUGGGCGAUCUACAGAGCAACUCAUGUCUGCAGAGAUCCGCCCAAUGCGAUGCGGAGGUUGGCGUUGUGCAACUUCCACAAGGUGAACACACCUCUCUUGAUCGUCGUGUGACCCAUGUUAACGGGAAAGCCAUGGCGCAAUUGCAGCGUCAGCGGGCUACUUCGCGCCGACGUCGAGAGGUGGUUAACAGCACAACGCCUGAAAUUGCUACGAGUGCGAGACACACGGAGAAUCCUUCUAUGCGCAGUGGUGCCACGGGUGGCAAGAGGGGCCCCAUAGUGGGAGCAACCGCAGGAGCAGAGGUAUUUCAACACCUGUCGGGGAACGUGAAGCAUGCUUCAAUAGGGCAAAGGUGGGAUGCAACCGUUACAGGUGGUGGCCCUUGGAAUGGCAGCAGUGAAAGGGCGGCUGUGAUGGCAACAUGCCCUGAAGCAGAUGCGGGUGUGACCGUAACUAAUGGCAUUGAUAGAGGAAACCAGGAACACUCACUAAAACAACUAAAGAAACAGCAACAACAACAGAAACAGCAAUCGUGGUCCCGUUGUCGGUACCGUCGUGAUUAUAAAACUCAUGGGGAGUAUUCACUGAAUCGUCAUGUAAGUGCGGCGACUCGCUUUCACGAUAUGGUGGAACGUUACGUGGCGGCCUUUGAGGGAGGUGGUGACUCCACUUAUUCUUUACCGGCCUUUGCGGAUUCACUGGUUGGUGCGGCCAUCUCUGAUUUUUGCCCUGCGGUAAAGCGGCGACAGGCCCAGUUGAAGGAGUCACAGUAUGCCGAGGCGAGAGGUGCGUCUUUGGCGCGCCACACUUACCGGGGAAGUGUAGGGACAAUCAUAACCACGUCAGGUACCGCGGCCACAACCAACCCCAACGUGCGGAGCUCAUGGGAUUCACAUGGCCACCGACAUUACCACCCCAACUUCCGCACACCGCAAGCUGUGGAAUGUCAUGAGCCCGCUGCCGGAGCCACUCGUAUGCAGCAUCGACCAUUGCAACGCCGGGAACUGCCUUAG